Molecule: messenger RNA, 1653 nt
Organism: Exserohilum turcica Et28A
Lineage: Eukaryota; Fungi; Ascomycota; Dothideomycetes; Pleosporales; Pleosporaceae
Exons: 2
Coding region: 1-1653 (550 amino acids)
Biological process (GO): siroheme biosynthetic process; sulfate assimilation
Molecular function (GO): uroporphyrin-III C-methyltransferase activity
Source: RefSeq, a predicted model, not a curated record
AUGGCACCUGCACUUCUUACGGCGCUUGAUGCGACUUCGCAUAUUCACCUCAUAGUUGGAUCCAAUCCACUCGCCGGCGCGCGCUGCACUCGCUCGAUAGAAGUCGGCGCAAAACCCAUAUUACUCGCCCCGGAAGAUGCCACCCUUCACUAUGGUCUUGCCAAGCGCAUCGAGACUGGUGAAGUGGAAUGGCUGAAGCGAAGUUUCAGAGACGAGGACCUCACUGCACUUGGCCGCCCUGAAGUGGAUGGUGUGGUGGACGCUGUAUUUGUUACCGCGGGCGGAAAGCAUGCAUCAGCGAUCCAUAUCUCAAAUCUUUGCCGAAGACUGCGCAUACCAGUCAACGUCGCCGAUGCACCGAACCUAUGCUCCUUCACGCUCCUUUCCACACAUACCGACGGUCCUCUUCAGAUUGGUGUAACAACUUCUGGCAAGGGCUGCAAACUUUCUGCAAGAAUUCGGAGAGAGAUUGCAGCGUCGCUCCCCCCACGUCUGGGCGAUGCAGUGGAGAAGUUGGGUACAUUACGGAGACGCAUAUGGGAAGAAGACCACGCAGCCGAACUUUCGCAGGAUCUAGAAGCAGAGGAGGAAGACAGUGGGCAGCCGGCCACGUUCAACAAGCUGAUUCUGGAGGAGAGCAAGGAGGCAGCGCGGGGCCGUCGCAUGCGUUGGCUAACGCAAAUAUGCGAGUAUUGGCCCCUCCGCCGUCUGGCAAGCAUCACCGACGCAGAUGUGAAUAUGCUGUUCCGCGAAUUCGCUAGCAGUAGCCCCUCCAAAGUCGGACCCACUGCUACUGCACCAGAACGGGUAGGCCGAAUUAUUCUCGCAGGCUCCGGUCCCGGCAACCCAGAUCUCCUUACUCGCGCAACACACAAAGCCAUCCUGUCUGCUGAUCUCAUCCUUGCUGACAAGCUUGUCCCCGCACCCAUCCUCGACCUUGUGCCCCGCCGAGCAACCGUGCACAUUGCGCGCAAGUUCCCAGGCAAUGCAGACAAGGCACAGGAAGAACUUCUUGAAAUGGGUCUGGAGGGAUUGAAGGCCGGCAAAGUGGUAGUACGGAUAAAGCAGGGCGACCCGUACAUCUACGGUCGUGGCGGAGAAGAAUACGACUUCUUCCGCGCACACGGCUUCACACCUAGCGUACUUCCCGGCAUCACGAGCGCCCUCAGCGCACCACUUUUCGCCGCGAUACCUGCCACACACCGCGGCAUCGCAGACCAGGUGCUGAUUUGCACGGGCACAGGCAGAAAGGGCGCUCCGCUCGAUCCCCCGGAAUUCGUCGCCUCCCGCACCCUUGUCCUGCUCAUGUCGCUGCACCGCCUCUCUGCCCUGGUCGACAGCCUCGUCGCCAAAGCCUACCCUCCCGAUCUUCCCGUCGCCGUGCUCGAACGCGCCUCGUGUCCCGACCAGCGCGUCAUACGCACAACGCUCCAACACGUCUGUGCGGCCGUCGAGGAGGAAGGAAGCAGGCCGCCUGGUCUGCUCGUCGUCGGCAACGCAUGCAAGGUCCUCAUGAAGUACGAGCAGCGAUGGAUUGUCGAGGAAGGGUUCCACGGCCUGGAUAAUCUAGGUGGCGACGGCGAGCUGGAUAUUAGUAGACUUGCUACUGAAGCUGCUGCUGCUACUACUACUGGUCCCAUCGCUGUGUCUUAG